Vanderwaltozyma polyspora DSM 70294 is the source of this 939-nucleotide messenger RNA. RefSeq names its product ribonuclease H2 catalytic subunit RNH201 (gene RNH201). Gene Ontology annotation, molecular function: RNA binding; RNA-DNA hybrid ribonuclease activity. The coding region runs from base 1 to 939 and encodes 312 amino acids. The transcript has a single exon. Gene Ontology annotation, cellular component: ribonuclease H2 complex. The record is from RefSeq and is a predicted model, not a curated record. Gene Ontology annotation, biological process: mismatch repair; DNA replication, removal of RNA primer. NCBI's taxonomy places the organism in Eukaryota, Fungi, Ascomycota, Saccharomycetes, Saccharomycetales, Saccharomycetaceae.
AUGGUUUCCUUACCUCCAACAGUAUUAACAUCUCUUGGUACACUUCAUACCAAAACUUACUAUUCAGAGAUCCCGGAAGUUAUUAAGAAUGGUGUUUCCUCAUCGCCAGUGAUUCUUGGUGUAGAUGAAGCUGGACGUGGUCCAGUAAUGGGCCCUAUGGUAUAUGGUAUUAGCUAUUGUACAAAGGAGUAUCAGGAUACAGUUUUAAUUCCAAAAUAUGCAUUUGAUGAUUCUAAGAAAUUGACAGACAAUAUACGUAGAAAUUUAUUCAGUAAAAUGUAUGAUCAAAAUGGCGAUGGAACUGGUGAAAUUGAGAUUGAUGGAGUGGGAUAUGCUACAACUGCAAUCACGCCUGUUGAUAUUUCAAGUGGUAUGUUAAGAUAUCCACCUUCUCAAAAUUAUAACUUAAAUGAACAAGCCCAUGACGUUACUAUGAAUUUAAUACAAGGGUUAGUAGAAAAAGGUGUUACAAUUGAUCAUGUAUAUGUCGACACCGUUGGACCACCUGUUUCUUAUCAAAAGAAACUGGAAACUAGAUUCCCUAACAUUAAAUUCACGGUUGCCAAAAAAGCUGAUUCUUUAUAUUGUGUUGUCAGUGUGGCGAGUGUCGUCGCUAAAGUUACUAGAGAUAUUAUUUUGGAGCAAAUGAAAAGUAAUGAAAAUGAAAUUUUGGGUUCUGGAUAUCCUUCAGAUCCCAAGACUACUGCAUGGUUAGCAAAGAAUCAGAAGCAAUUGUUCGCAUGGCCUCAAAGUCUCGUCAGAUUUUCCUGGCAAACUUGUCAAACUUUAAUUAAAGAAGAUAAGCAUAAAAUUGGUAUGGUCCCAAUUGAAUGGGAGGAAGACUACAUAAAUUCAAAAAAAAAUAUGUCCAAACAAUGGACUAAACCAAAGACAGAUAAUAAAAAAAAGGUGAUAACUUUGGACAAUUGGUUUCUAUAA